Drosophila obscura is the source of this 488-nucleotide messenger RNA. RefSeq names its product 40S ribosomal protein S28 (gene RpS28-like). Gene Ontology annotation, biological process: translation; ribosomal small subunit assembly; maturation of SSU-rRNA. Gene Ontology annotation, cellular component: cytosolic small ribosomal subunit; ribosome. The record is from RefSeq and is a predicted model, not a curated record. The transcript has 2 exons. Bases 69 to 269 code for a protein of 66 amino acids. Lineage: Eukaryota; Metazoa; Arthropoda; Insecta; Diptera; Drosophilidae. Gene Ontology annotation, molecular function: structural constituent of ribosome.
UUGUAACGUAACUCUCUCCCACUGUUGUUUGUCGAUUAUUAUACGAGUAUUAUACGAGUAAUCCUAUCAUGGAGGCGAUCCCAGCUAAAGGACGCGUCAUAAAGAUCUUGGGGCGCAUUGGGGCGCGUGGUGCUCUAACUGAAGUUCGCGUGGAGCUGCUCUCUUUUCCGCGCAUUCAAUUCCUGCAGAAGGUCAAGAGUCCUGUCCGCCUGGGGGACAUCGUCAAUGUGGAGGACAACAAAUUGGAGCAUGGCCCCUGGCAGACAUAGACUUACAGACCCCUAACUACAGAUGCGACAUAAAGGUACAGUUACUUACAUUAGUUUACAUUAUUGGCGUUGAAUAGCGGGCUGGAGGGCUGGCAGCGACGAGAACCACAAGCUGCAAUGAAAACCAACAAAUUCAUUGCAGACUUUGCAUAAUUUUAAAUUUUUGUUCAUCAUUGGAUCCACCAAUAAAUUGAAAAUAGAAGCACAAAUAAUUAAAAA